Molecule: messenger RNA, 1367 nt
Organism: Momordica charantia (bitter melon)
Lineage: Eukaryota; Viridiplantae; Streptophyta; Magnoliopsida; Cucurbitales; Cucurbitaceae
Product: transcription factor DIVARICATA
Molecular function (GO): DNA binding
Source: RefSeq, a predicted model, not a curated record
UUUUCCCAUCUCCCCUGCAUUUCUCUGGUUUUUUCCCCUCUCUGUGCUUUAAGCUGAAAAGUCCCUACAAAUUCCAAAUCCACCAAUCAGAAUUCGACACCAGUUUUCUCUCUCUCUCUCUCUAAAUUAUGUGCCUUGUUCUUGUCCCAUAGAUCUCGAUCCCACCGGCAGUUCCAAUCACYGUUUCUCCCUUCUCUGCCUCUGAAUUCUUCCUCCACAAAAACAAGAAUCCAAAGUAAAAAAAAAAAAAAUCUCUCAAACUCCUUUUUCCCACUUCAGUUUCUGAAAAUUCAUAUUAGUGAGCUUCAAUCAAGUUCUCCAGUUAAUUUCAGAUUCUGGAAUUUGAUCCUCGAUCUAUAAAGCUUCGGAUCUAUACAGGGUCUUUAAUGGACAAUUGAUCUUGAAUUCUUCAAAUUUCAUGCAUUUCCUCAAGUGGGUUUUUGUUAGUUUUUUCAGGGGAACUGAAAUUUCUAUGUAUAUUAAAUUGGGUUGAUGAAACGAGGGAUUGGGAUUUUUUCUCCGACGUCGCCGGCGAAAUGGACGCCGGAGGAGAACAAACGGUUCGAGAAUGCUUUGGCUUGGUUCGACAGAGAUACGCCGGACCGGUGGCUGAAAGUCGCCGCCAUGAUUCCCGGCAAGACCGUCGGUGAUGUGAUAAAACAGUACAGGGAUUUGGUGGAGGACGUGAGUGAUAUUGARGCAGGGCUUAUUCCGAUUCCGGGGUACGCCGGCGGCAACUCUUUUGUGUUGGAAUGGUCGAAUGGCGGCGGCGGGUUUGGGCGGAUUCACGGCGGCGCUGGGAAGAGAGGCGGUUCCGGUCGGCCUUCCGAUCAGGACAGGAAGAAAGGGGUGCCGUGGACUGAAGAAGAGCACAGGUUAUUUUUGAUGGGGUUGAAGAAGUACGGUAAAGGAGAUUGGAGAAAUAUCUCUCGCAAUUUUGUCACUACAAGAACUCCGACACAGGUGGCCAGCCACGCCCAAAAAUACUUCAUCCGACAGCUCACCGGAGGAAAAGACAAGAGAAGAUCGAGCAUUCACGACAUCACCACCGUCCAUCUUCCCGACAAUGAUAACCACAAUCCCUUGCACCAAACGUCGCCGCGGCCGUUUUGUGGGAUGUCUUCACUCGGACCCAAAUUAUUACCGGACCAAAUCUAUGGCUGCCAAAAUGUUGGUCCUUACAACACCAAUGUUCUUCAAGUGCAGAGGGAGCAGCACCAGCUGUGAGCUUAUGGUUAUAGUUUGGCUGUGGAUUGAUUAAUUUUCAUGCAUAUACAUAUAUGAAGUUAUAUAUAUCUAAUUAAUAUCUAGGUCAUAUGAAUCAUGAGCGAGUUUUUUAAACAAAUAGGUAAAGUUGGAAUAUUGGA